AUGGUGCUUCUGGGCCGGUUUACUGGUGGGAGGAUGAAUGAGAGCACUGUUUUCCUGUGUGCGUGCCAUCAGCAGCUAUCUUCCACUUCCUUCUCCUCGCUCAGCAGUACGUUCCUUCAUCCUUUGCCUUCUUCCCCACUCGCCAGCACUCCCUUCCCCUUCCCACACCAACAGCACCUUCCCUGGACUACUCUUAAGGAGCCAACUCCUUUCUGUGGCACACAGCCGGGCAGCAUGGCAGAGCCACGGACAGCAGCAGCAGCGGCACUAAUAGCGGUGAAGCCAGUCAGUGGUGUGUGGGGUCAGGGGGACGGGAGGGAGGCAAGGGCGAGAGGUGCCGCAGCUGGAAUCAAUGCCAUGGACCUCUCAGCUGACUGUGGGGGGCGAAUGGUGGUGCCCAACACGAAGGUGAGAGGAGGUGCAUAG
Closterium sp. NIES-65 is the source of this 426-nucleotide messenger RNA. NCBI's taxonomy places the organism in Eukaryota, Viridiplantae, Streptophyta, Zygnematophyceae, Desmidiales, Closteriaceae. The record is from the annotation of a GenBank genome assembly.